CCAUCGCAGGCCUGUGAUAUGUUUCUAGUUGUUUUCUUUUGUGAAAAACUAUUGGAACACUUUUAAGUCCAAGAAUCGAAAAGUCCUUAAUUUUAUGGUUGUUGUUGGUGAAAUGUGUAUCAUGAUUAUAAUAAAUUAUACAUGUCAUGAGGCAUACACACCUUAACAAUCGUUUUAUAUUUUUCUGAUGUAUUUGCAUAUAGCAAAUGUGGCGUAACUAAAAGUAAUGAUCGCGGCAAGAUGGCGCUCAACUAGCACAUAGGCAAAUAGAAAUAAAACGCGCACGUCGUAUCUAGUCAAUUAUAGGGUAUAUACGAUUUUACUAAUGCGCAGGUUAUGUGGUAAUAGAUACGUACAGUGAGUUGUAGCGGCAUUUUUAUGCUGUGUAAGUGCGUAAUUAAUUUUGAAGAGCAAUAGAUAUGGGUGAUGAAAGUACAAUUAAUAAAGGAAAAGAUAAAAGAAAAUUGAAAAGUAAAGUGAGUCAAGAUUUAUCUGAAUCUGAGCAACCAGAUUUUACUACCAGCGAUGAAGCUUCUGGGAAUUCGGUACGUGUAUCAACAAAAUGUAUUGAACAAAACCUAUUUUCAACAAGAUCAGACAGGAAUGAUGCAGAAACAAACUCACAACAUCCAUGUGCUAGGCAUCAGAUGAAGAAAGAUGGUACUGGCAUUGGUGUUGGAAAUCAUGAAGAUAAUGACACUGAUGAUAAAUCAACUUGUUCUGAAACUAGUGAGAGUUCUUAUAGUACUUUAAAUGAGAAAUGCCUACAAGAACUAAAAAUUGGAAAACAAGAAGACAUUGAUUGUCAGAACAGCCCAGAUUCUAGUCAACAGAAUGCUUCAUGUUUAAUCCCAGAUUUGUCAAAUAGUACUAGUGAGGCAUCUGAGAACAUUUCAAAACUAAAAUCCAUAGAAACAGUAGAGAAAGAUGAAAAAGAAAAUGGAAUUGAAUGUGAAAGAAAACAUAAAAGACCCAAAGUUCCAGUUGCUUGUACAGAUGACAAAGGUGAUGAAGAUCAUGCAGCCUCCAAAGUAGAUGAGCCGUCUGAAACAAAUGAUGUGGAUGAUGAUGAGAUUUAUGAUCCCACACCACAUACACCAAAACCUAAACACAAGUGGUUUAUAUGCAAAGAAGCAAUUGCACGGCAAUAUGGAACCUCAAACUACUACUCAAAUGAUCUCUUCCGUCUUCAGUGUGGUGGCAGCUUGCACAUGGUAGAACGGCUGGAGUUGAUGUAUAUGAUGAAUAACCAUAAUGGAUGUGUUAAUUCUCUUCAUUUUAAUAGCACUGGAACCAGAUUAGCAAGUGGAUCUGAUGACUUGAGUGUUGUUAUAUGGGACUGGACUGCAUCGGAGGCUAUUUUAAAGUACAAAAGUGGACAUAAAAGUAAUGUUUUUCAGGCAAAAUUUAUGCCCCUUAGUGGAGAUAGCCACCUAGUCAGUUGUUCUCGUGAUGGGCAGGUCCGUCUCGCAGAACUUUCAGCUACAGGCGUGUGCAAAGAAACUAGAAAGUUGGCUCAACAUAAAGAUGCAGCACAUAAGCUUGCAUUAGAAACAAACACUCCUCAUACAUUUUUAAGCUGUGGAGAGGACAGUGCUGUUUUUCAGAUUGACCUAAGGGAAGAGAAACCAAAAAGCUUAGUUGAGUGCAAGGAAAAUGAUAAGAAGGUCCCUUUGUACACAGUUUUCUCCAAUCCGAUGAACAGCUAUGAAUUUGGAAUUGGUGGAACUGAUCAUUUUGUGCGUAUUUAUGACAAGAGAAAUAUACGUGAAGAUAUUCCCAUGAAAAAGUUUAGCCCACGCCACUUAAUUGAUAGUGAUCUUCAUGCCAAUGUAACCUGCUUGGUGUACAACUACAAUGGUUCAGAAAUUUUAGCUACUUACAAUGAUGAAGAUAUCUACAUUUUUGAUACAAGUCAGUCUGAUGGAGCAGAAUAUAUCCAUAGAUACCAAGGACAUAGGAACAGUGAAACAGUUAAAGGAGUCAACUACUUUGGCCUAAAAAGCGAAUUUAUUGUGAGUGGCAGUGAUUGUGGGUACAUUUACUUUUGGGAAAAAGAAUCGGAGCAUAUCGUGCAAUGUUUACUUGGAGAUGAAGGUGGUGUGGUCAAUUGUCUUGAACCACAUCCUAACUGUCCAGUAAUGGCCACCAGUGGUCUAGAUAUUGAUGUUAAGAUUUGGGUUCCUUCAUGUGAGCAUCCACCUGAUCUUUCAGGAUUAAAGUCUAAAAUAUCUAAGAACUUAAAAGAACGUGACUAUGAUAGAAAACAUGAUGAUUCAGAUACUUACGACAGUGAAAUGCUGUGGUUCCUGAUGCAACAUUUUCGUCGAACUCCUCGAAGAAGGGAAAGGGUAGAAAAUUUAGGAGAUUCACAUCCAAGCAGCAGUAAUGAAGAAAGCGACGAUGAAGAUACCGAUCCACAAAAUCCUAUUCAGUGUACUCAAACUUGAAGUAUUGGGAUAAUAGCAAAAUUACUUGAUGCUAUAUAUUUUAGUGAUAGAUCUUCCUAUGUGCUUUAUACUUUGAGAGGCAGUCAAUUCAGUGUUUUUAGUUUCUGAAAGUCCUAAUGUCUAAUAGUAAGGAAGACAUAUGGAAAAAGUGAAAUUAGUCUUUCUUUUAACUUCAAAGUUAAUAUAAAGUAAUAGUGUGCAACAGGCAGGCAUGAGUUACCUAGCAUAAAAAAAAACAUGUUUGUAAUGCCAUGGUUUAUGUUAACAUUGGUCAUUGCACUUAAUAAUACAAUGGACAAUGUUAUUGGUAAAGAAUAUAAACAAACAAAAAAUCCUUCUAUUUCACUUGAACUGGUGAUAAACAAAACAGCUUUUUUUCACAUGUAUCCUUUAUAGAUUUACUUGUGUUAAAUCAUUUAUUUUUUUUAAAUUGAAUAUGCAUAAUGUGUCUUUUAUAUCGAGUUGAAGCUACCAUUUAUUAAAAUAUAAUGAAAAAAAAUAAAUCUUGGGUUUUUCUUUCAAGUUUUAUCUUGUAAGAAUAAUAUUGUUGGGAUGACACGUCAUGUAAAUUCUUUGUAAUAUUUUAUACUUACUUAGCAAGAAUUACUUAUGUGAAAAUAUAUUUACCGCAUACUUUUAAAUACUGAAGCAUUCAAGUAUGAACAUGUGUAUUUCCUAGUCCAAGAUGGUUAGAACUAGUUACGGAUCCAAGAUUGGGACAAAUCAUAGAAAAGGCACUUACAAAUAAUGAAUAGUCAAUAUAUAUAUAUAUAUAUAUAUAUAUAUAUUUAAUACAUGACACUUUUGAAGGAGGCUAUGGAAGAACUUAACUCUCCUACUUGAAUGUAUGAAAACAAUUUACAUUAAUUAUUAUUAUUCAACCAUGUACAUACAGGACAUGUAAUAGUUUUUCAUUAGCAUUAUUGUUAUGAAAUUAAUACAAGGAAAUAAAUAGUUCUGCAAAGUAAAAUAUCUUUAGAACAACAUUCUAGUCAGUAAAGACUGUUACAAAUGCAUGUAGUAUGUUUGAUAAUUAAAAUAUAUUUGUUGAAAAUAAUAACUUCUUUUAAUGAAAAAAUUAUUCAGAAAUUGUAUAAAGACCAUUUAAUUGCAGAACUUGUAUAAUUAAAAACACUCCUUUACAUGAAGUUCGCAUAAGACUUCGUAACUGGCAGGAAAAUAACUGGAAAACAUGAAUUUGUAAUUUUCUAUUUCAAAAAAAUCCACUAAAAUGGUAUUUCUUUUUUUUAAUCCAUAAGCAACCAAAAAAUAUUAUGGUACAUUUGCACUGUAUAAUUAAAUAUAUUAAUUUUGUAUUUGAAAAUUUUUAGCAAGUAGACAGAAUGUUUUAACAAGAAUAAGAGAAAGUUAACUUAUGCCUGCUCAAUUUUUAUGAGAUCAAAUCCUUGAGGGAUUAUUUCAUAGUGAUUAAAAGUGCAUCUUAACAUUGUAUCUCCUAUAUUUUGGAUUGUUAUGUAUAGUACAUAAUUCAGUUGUGAUUUAGUGUGUGUGUGUGAACAUGUUUAUUAAUAUAGAAAGUAUUUCUUUUUGAAUGAUUGGUCAGUUAAAAAAAAAAAGUUUGUGUUCAAAACUAUGAAACAGUCAAUCAAAUAUAUAACUAUUUUUACUAUAGUUUAUAUUUUAAAAGAACUUUUGUAAAGAAAAUAUUAACAAAAAUUAAUUGCAGUUUCUCAACUGUAAUGUGAAAAAUUAUUUUUGUAACUGAUAGUGGAAGAUAUUUGAAAACUUCUACAUGUAUCAAAAAUGUAUCUCUAACAUAAACAAAGUAGUUUAAAUUAAACUACAUACGAGAAUUUAUCCCUUUUUAUCUCUUCCAAAACACUUAUUGUAGCAAGCUUCUAUAAAUAAAAGCUUUGGUGUCAUCA
Limulus polyphemus (Atlantic horseshoe crab) is the source of this 4336-nucleotide messenger RNA. Its product is annotated as DDB1- and CUL4-associated factor 8-like. Gene Ontology annotation, cellular component: cytoplasm; Cul4-RING E3 ubiquitin ligase complex. The record is from RefSeq and is a predicted model, not a curated record. Lineage: Eukaryota; Metazoa; Arthropoda; Merostomata; Xiphosura; Limulidae. Gene Ontology annotation, molecular function: protein binding. The coding region runs from base 420 to 2450 and encodes 676 amino acids. The transcript is spliced from 12 exons.